AUGGCGACCCUUCAAACCCUGCAAUGCCAUUUCACUUGGGGCAUUACAUUUGACACUCUUCUGGACCUGGACUUUUUCCUGAUAUAUUUGACUCAGAAAGCAAAAUACACAUCCUAUGGAAAUGGUAGCAUCUACCUUGCCAUGAAAGCUUUUCUAUACUCUGCGCAGAGGCGUUACGCUGAAGCUUUAAGCAGUCUGUUACAAGCAGAGUUAGUCCUGAAGGUGGACCAUCCGACUAACUUUGACCUCUACAGCCUGGUGACUUAUGGCAAUUAUGCUUGGAUUUAUUACUACUUAGCCAAUUUUCCCAAGGUGGAGUUUUACCUGGCGGAAAUCCGGAGAGUCUGCCAAUCCCUGAAGAGUCCUCUGCUAUACUCGGUCAUGACUCCUGAAAUUAUGGGCCAAAAAGGGUGGUCCCUCCUGAUCGGGGGCUCUCAGGCCAAAGUGGAUGCCAUGAGGUGCUUCCAAAUGGCUUUGAGGGAUGACCCAUCCAACAUAGAAUUCAAGGGCGGUCUAGCCAGUUGUCUGUAUACCUUACGGGAAUCCUUUCAAACCACUGACUAUCAGGAUCAGGCCAAAACCUUGCUGGAAGAGGUCCUCCUGACCCAACCUGAGAACUACGAGGCCAAAGUAUACCUGGCUAACCUGCUUCUGGAUCAAGACGAGGAGAAAGCCAACGGUCACCUGGGAGAUGUGGUCCAGAACUGCCUCUGCACCAUUGUUCUAAGAGAGGCUUCCUUGCUGUGCAUGCGCACAAAGCCGCAACGGGUAUCCCAAGCCAUUUCCAUUUUGCAGAAGGCCAUAAGCAUCGAGCCCGAUUUCCAUUUCUUGUAUUAUGAACUUGGCAUGUAUUAUAAGUAUAAUAUGCUGCCGGAAGCAUCACCUGAACAAAGGCCAGCAAUGCUGGAGGCUGCUAAAGAGAACUUCCAACAGGCUGCCCAAGCCAAUCUCCUCUUUGUGUUUCCCAUCUUGGAAUUAGCAAAAAUCUACGGAGAGACGGUUCCCGCAUAUGAGGAAGAGAUUUAUCUGCGCUUGAUGGACGAGCUCCCUACAAUCAGCAAACCAUUCCAGAUAGCCAUCUUUCUGUCCUGGGGAAACUUCCUUCUCUACAAGAAGGAACAGAAGUACAAAGCCAUGGAGAUGUUCAUAGCAGGUCUCAGUAUCCCAGGUGGCCGCUUGAAGGACAGGGACCAGUUGAAGAAGCAACUGGUGAGGCUGGCGAGGAUGUUCCAGGAAAACGCUGAAAUGGAUCGAGUUGACACUAUCCACAGGUUCCUUGGAAUGGUAGAAAGGCAGGAAGUUGAUGCUCUGAGCACAUCUGUCGUGGAACAGCUACAAGGUUUGGAGGUGAAGGAGACCCUCUCCCAUCCUUAG
Molecule: messenger RNA, 1374 nt
Organism: Sceloporus undulatus (fence lizard)
Lineage: Eukaryota; Metazoa; Chordata; Lepidosauria; Squamata; Phrynosomatidae
Product: interferon-induced protein with tetratricopeptide repeats 5-like
Exons: 1
Coding region: 1-1374 (457 amino acids)
Biological process (GO): defense response to virus
Cellular component (GO): cytosol
Molecular function (GO): protein binding
Source: RefSeq, a predicted model, not a curated record